AUGGAAAUUUCUAAUGAUACUCCUAUAUCCGAUACAACUGAUAAUGCUCUUGCAUCCAAUAUAUCCGUUAAACCUUCAAAUUCUAAUGAUGUUCAUGAACAAAUUGUCACACAGAAUGGGGAAUCUAUCAUAUCUAACCACGAGACACAAAGUGUCAUUUCUCUCGAAAUAGUAUCUGCUUCCGGCAAUUCUGAUAUACAACAGGAAUUAGAGAUCUCCACAUCUCCUAUUCCCGCAAAAACUAUAUCAUUGGAAGAGAAAAUCAUAACUUCCCAGGAUACCAAAUCUUCUUUGAGUGUAAAAGGUGGACAGGGGUUGAUCCAAGAAUUAUUUACUCUAAAGCCGUCUCUACAAGAAUCGCAAAUAAUUCAAAACCAUGUGAGUGAAAUUUCAGAGACCAGCGGUUCCGGAGAAUCUAACAUUGACGAAGCAUGGCAACAUCUAACUCAAUUAUGUAAUAAAGCUUUCGAUGCUGAAGAUAAAGCAAAUCGAGCUAAUCAAGAAGAAAUUUUAUAUUGGUCUCUUUAUGCAAAGGAUUUUAGACUUCAAUAUAAUGAGAUUAUAGUGAGUAGCGGAGGUAAAAUUAGUGAAAAGAAGGCAAGAAGCUUACUGUAUGAUUCCAUUAACGUUGAUACAGAUAAUGCGGAAUAUCAAUUUUCGUCCGAAAAUACUGAAAUUUCCGAGACCGGCGGUCCCAGAAAAAUCUCAUCUGAAAUAGAGACAAGUAAUAUAAUCACUCCCUCCAGCAAUUCAGAAAAUAAGAUAAUUGAGGAAGUCUUACGAAGUGAGGAUGCUACUGCCUCUAAAUCUUUACCGGAAACCAAGACCAAGGUAAGUAUAUCUACUGAAUCUCAUGUUUCCAAUUUAUCUAAAGCCGAG
This is a messenger RNA of Acaulospora morrowiae, 879 nucleotides long. The record is from the annotation of a GenBank genome assembly. Lineage: Eukaryota; Fungi; Glomeromycota; Glomeromycetes; Diversisporales; Acaulosporaceae.